Molecule: messenger RNA, 1280 nt
Organism: Salvia hispanica
Lineage: Eukaryota; Viridiplantae; Streptophyta; Magnoliopsida; Lamiales; Lamiaceae
Source: RefSeq, a predicted model, not a curated record
ACUAAACUUAACGACUAAUCCAAGAAACAGGCGGCGGCUCCCGUUAUCACCGCCACCGUCACCGCCGCUCUACUGCCGCGUGUCUAUCCUCCCCUCUUUCCCCACAGCUAACAAUCUCCAGUUCUCGUUCAAUUCGCCAGCUCGAAUUCCUCAGCAAUGGAUCUGGCGGAGGAGCUUCAAAACCUCAGCGUCUCCGACAUCCUCAAGGAAUCAAUCUCGAUCCCCAAGCAAUCCCCCAAAACCUUCUACCUCAUAACCCUCACCCUAAUUUUCCCCCUCUCCUUCGCGAUCCUCGCUCACUCGCUCUUCACGCACCCGAUCAUCUCGCAGCUCCAAUCCGACUCCCCCGCCGCCGCGGCAUCGGACUGGUCGCGCCUCCUGAUUUUCCAAUUCUUCUACCUCAUCUUCCUCUUCACGUUCUCGCUCCUCUCCACCGCCGCCGUGGUCUUCACCGUCGCCUCGCUCUACACCAACAAGCCGGUUUCGUACUCCUCCACCGUCGCCGCCGUCCCCAGCGUGUUCAAGCGCCUAUUCCUCACGUUUCUGUGGAUCGCCUUGCUGAUGGUCGGAUACUACAUCGUUUUCCUAGGGUUUCUGGUGCUCCUAGUCUACUCCGUCGACACGCAGAAUGUAGGGCUGUUUGUGUUCUCGAUUCUGGUGGUUUUCACAUUGUUUUUGGGGGUUCAUGUCUACAUAAGCGCAUUGUGGCAUCUAGCCAGCGUUGUUUCAGUUCUUGAGCCCCUUUAUGGAUUUGCCGCCAUGAAAAAGAGCUAUGAGUUGCUCAGGGGGAGGACUUACAUUGGUUUCUCGAUUGUGUUCGGUUAUCUGACUAUCUGUGGAGUGAUCAAUGGCAUUUUCGCAUCCAUUGUGGUGCACGGAGGGGAUGAUUACGGCGUGUUUACGAGGAUUAUGGUGGGUGGAUUCCUGGUUGGGGUGUUGGUGAUAGUGAACUUGAUCGGGUUGUUGGCGCAGAGUGUGUUUUACUAUGUCUGCAAGAGCUACCAUCACCAGACAAUCGAUAAGAGCGUGCUGUAUGAUCAUCUUGGAGGAUAUCUUGGGGAAUAUGUGCCUCUUAAGAGCAGCAUUCAGAUGGAAAACUUGGAUGCUUGAAUCCGGUAUGGCUAUGUGCUAGGGAUGUGAAAUUCCGUAGAUUUGAGAAUGAAAUUCGUAAAAAGUUGAAAACAUUUGGAGAAGUUUGUGUGAAUGUCUGUUUGGGAUGCUUUUUCAAUUGAAGUUGUGUUGUUUGUUCUGCCUUAUAAUGAAUAUUCUUUGGUGUUGAA